GCACAUCCUAAUGCAGAGAUGCUGCAGUGGCUUUGGGCACACACAUCCACACUCGGGCAGGCACCAGCCAAGCACUGCCUCGCAGCCGAGCCUCCGGCAGCGGCGGGGCCCCGCGGGCCCCUGGCUCACGCACACGCAUCCAUCCCGCACAAGGGCUGCCGUCCCCACUCACCCGCAGAGGCUCAGCCGCAGAGGCCAUAACCCGGCGGGAGGCGCACGAUGGGAGGCACCGCUGGAUUUCUCCGCACAUCCCUGGUUGUCGUCACCUUUCUGGUUUGGUGCCGAGCACAGAGCAGCACAAGGAACUACGGGCCAGUGUUCGAAGAGCAGCCUGUCCACACCCUCUUCCCCGAAGGCUCAGCAGAAGAGAAAGUCACGCUGGCUUGCCGAGCAAGAGCCAGUCCCCCUGCGACCUACAGGUGGAAGAUGAAUGGCACAGAGAUAAAGAUGGAGCCAGAUUCCCGUUACAGGCUGGUUGCAGGCGACCUAGUGAUAAGCAACCCAGUGAAAGCCAAGGAUGCUGGCUCCUACCAAUGCGUGGCCUCUAAUUCCAGGGGCACGGUGGUCAGCAGGGAAGCCUCCCUCCGCUUUGGCUUUUUGCAGGAAUUCUCCGCAGAAGAGCGAGACCCUGUGAAGAUUACAGAAGGCUGGGGAGUGAUGUUCGCCUGCAGCCCUCCUCCCCACUACCCAGGCUUAUCCUAUCGAUGGCUCCUCAAUGAAUUUCCCAAUUUCAUCCCAGCCGAUGGAAGGCGUUUCGUCUCUCAGACCACAGGAAACCUUUACAUUGCCAAGACAGAAGCUUCCGACCUGGGGAACUAUUCAUGCUUUGCCACCAGCCACAUCGACUUCAUCACCAAGAGUGUUUUCAGCAAGUUCUCCCGGCUCAGCCUCUCUGCAGAGGAUGCCAGGCAGUACGCACCCAGCAUAAAAGCCAGGUUUCCUGCAGACACCUACGCUCUGGCUGGGCAGAUGGUGACUUUGGAGUGUUUUGCCUUUGGAAACCCUGUUCCUCGAAUAAAGUGGAGGAAGCUGGACGGCUCACAGUCCUCCAAGUGGAUCGGCAGCGAGCCCCUCUUGCAGAUCCAGGAUGUUGGCUUUGAGGAUGAAGGCACUUAUGAGUGUGAGGCUGAAAACAUCAAAGGGAGAGACACCUACCAGGGCCGCAUCAUCAUUCAAGCUCAGCCAGAGUGGCUGAAGGUGAUCACAGACACGGAAGCCGACAUCGGGUCUGACCUGCGCUGGAGCUGCGCGGCUGCUGGCAAACCCAGGCCCGCAGUCCGAUGGCUUCGGGACGGGCAGCCGCUGACCUCCCAGAACCGCAUCGAAGUGAGCGGUGGAGAGCUGAGAUUUUCCAAGCUAGUCCUGGAGGACUCUGGCAUGUAUCAGUGUGUGGCUGAGAACAAGCAUGGCACAGUAUAUGCAAGUGCUGAAUUAACAGUGCAAGCCUUAGCACCAGAUUUUAGACUAAACCCAGUGAAGCGACUGAUACCUGCAGCCCGAAGCGGGAAGGUCAUCAUCCCGUGCCAACCAAGAGCAGCACCAAAAGCCACUGUACUCUGGACCAAAGGGACUGAACUUCUGAUCAACAGUAGCAGGGUGACUAUUACCACAGAUGGCACCUUGAUCCUCCAGAAUAUCAGCAAAUCUGAUGAGGGAAAGUACACCUGCUUUGCUGAGAAUUUCAUGGGCAAAGCCAACAGCACUGGAAUCCUCUCUGUUCGAGAUGCCACCAAAAUCACAUUGGCACCAUCUAGUGCCGAUAUCAACGUGGGUGAAAACCUGACUCUGCAAUGUCACGCGUCCCAUGAUCCAACUAUGGACCUAACCUUCACCUGGUCACUAGAUGAUUUCCCCAUUGACUUUGACAAGUCCGAGGGGCACUACCGGCGAGCCAGUGUGAAGGAAGCUAUUGGGGACCUCAGCAUCUUCAACACCCAGCUGAAGCACUCGGGGCGGUACACGUGUACAGCCCAGACAGUUGUGGACAGUGCUUCGGAGUCAGCCACGCUGACUGUCAGAGGACCUCCAGGCCCCCCUGGGGGCGUGGUGGUGAGAGACAUCAGUGACACCACCAUCCAGCUGAGCUGGAGCCGCGGCUUUGAUAACCACAGUCCUAUCGCCAGGUACAUCAUCGAGGCGCGGACCCUGCUCUCCAGCAAGUGGAAGCAAAUGCGUACCAAUCCUGUAAAUAUUGAAGGCAACGCAGAGACAGCCCAGGUGGUGAACCUCAUUCCUUGGAUGGAUUACGAGUUUCGGGUCUUAGCGAGUAACAUUCUUGGAGUUGGGGAGCCAAGUUUACCCUCCAGCAAAAUCCGUACCAAAGAAGCAGCACCUACUGUGGCACCAUCUGGGCUCAGCGGAGGCGGAGGGGCUCCCAACGAGCUGAUCAUCAACUGGACGCCAACGCUGCGGGACUAUCAGAACGGAGAUGGCUUUGGCUACAUCUUGUCGUUUCGCAAGAAAGGCACCCAGGGGUGGUUGACAGCAAGGGUGCCGCACGCAGAAUCGCUGCACUACGUCUACCGUAACGAGAGCAUCGGUCCCUACACGCCCUUCGAAGUGAAGAUCAAAGCGUACAACAGGAAAGGAGAGGGGCCAGAGAGCCUCACCGCCAUCGUGUACUCUGCAGAAGAAGAACCGAAAGUGGCUCCUUUCAGAGUCAUGGCCAAGGCUGUUCUGUCCUCAGAAAUGGAUGUGUCCUGGGAGCCCGUUGAGCAGGGAGACAUGACUGGAGUGCUUUUGGGCUACGAGAUCCGCUACUGGAAGGACGGUGAUAAAGAGGAGGCAGCUGACAGAGUGAGAACAGCAGGGCUGGUCACAUCAGCUCACGUAACAGGCCUAAACCCCAACACGAAAUACCACGUGUCAGUCAGAGCUUACAACCGGGCUGGAACCGGCCCCCCCAGUCCCUCUACCAAUGUCACGACAACAAAGCCACCACCAAAGAGGCCGCCUGGCAACAUCUCCUGGACUUUUUCUGGGUCUACAGUCAGCAUCAAGUGGGACCCAGUGGUGGCGAAGGCAGAUGAGUCUGCAGUUACGGGGUACAAGAUGCUUUACAGGCAGGACUCCCACUCUGCCCCCACACUAUACCUGGCCAGCAAGAGCCGGAUCGACAUCCCCGUCCCUGAAGACUUCACUCACGCCUUUGUACAGAUCAGGGUGACAGGCCCUGGGGGAGAUGGAAUCCCAGCAGAAGUUCACAUCCUCCGAAACAGUGGGACAAGUAUGAUGGUGGAAGACUCCGUGACGAGGCCAGUGCCACACGUUGUCAUUGUCACAACUAACUCUCUAGUAAUGGUGGCCCUGAUCAGCUACCUGGAGCUCUGACGACGGCCAGCGCGGCAGAGGACUCCCGGACACACUUCCUCCCAAGCCAGUGGAGAAUACUGAAUACUUGGCUGCUGCAACUUCAAGUUUGUCCCAGAGCAGCAUUUCAGAGAAAGGAUUUGACAACAUUGUUUUGAGGGAGGAAGAAAGAAACAGCUUUUUUUUGUUGUUGUUUUGGAAGAAUAUAAGCUUUCAUACAAGACAUGGGUCUUUAACUGAUUAAAAUUUUUUUAAAGAAACGAGUAAAACAAAGAAGAAUUCUUCAUGAAUUCUGACAGCCAACUGCCCCACACACUGUAUCCAGUAGGUUUUCUGCCUUAUGAAGCCAUGUACUAAAAUAACCAGACUGCUAAACUUUUUUUUUUUUUUUUUAAUAUGUACAGCGAAUUUUGGGGGGUAGCGGGAGGAUGAGGACUGAGGAUUUCAGAGUGAUCAGCACGUUCCAUAUCAAUCCCAUCCACAGCCAUCUCUAACAAAUUGUGGGACAGGAAUUCCCCCCCCCCCGCCCCCUCCCUAAUAUGAGCCAAAUUCUGCAGCAACCAGCCCAAGGAGAUAAAGCCACAGGAGAGAUUGAUCUCUGCCCCAGCCUGAAGAUGGGUGAUCACAGAGCUGAAAUUGUGAAAAGCUUUUUUACAACACUGGUGUUAACUUGCAACCCCAGCCUAUUGUUUGUAUCAACUCUCAUGCCGUGAGGUGCAAUGUUCAAUGGUUCAAUGUUAUCCAUAUCCCACACGCUUUUGGGGUGUUUUUGUUAUAUUGUUUGCUGCUUUCCUUUCUGUUUGGGGAGGAGAAGGGGUAAGCGAAAAGGAGAUACUUUUCUAGCAUCCACUAAUUUGGGGAGGCAGUUCUGCCUAAUAACAGAGAUGUCAAUAUAUCCAAUUUCAAUAGAGAGAGGGUCUUAAAGGAGGAAGAAAAAGGACUAUUACAUAAUUUAACCAAGAAUUAGAGACUCAAGGAAGCCAUCAGUGGGGUGACAAGGAAAAUCUGGACUCUGUCAGAUUCAUCACCCUACACAAACGGCUCCAUCCAGCCAAAAUACCAUUCUCACCUUGGGACUGCAAGAUUGAGAUCCAACCAGUAAGUCAGUCCGGUUUUCAGGUCCAAGGCUCGUACAGCUACUGUAAACGGGAGGGCUGGUACCCCAGGGAUGCUGACGCGCACCAUUAACUAAAAUGGUUGGGAAUAGAUGUUGCAUAUUAAAAUCUCUCUGUCUCCUGGUAAAGCACUUGACCAAAGUUGACUAGAAGCUGAUUUACGUUGCUUGCAGGUUAGAUCCCAAGGGCGCUUUUAGGGACCUUUGCCUGCCUGUACCUGCCUCCUUCCCAGCGGACAAUACUGCUGGCCUGAGCAAUCUCAGUUCCAGAGUUACCUGACGAAGGGCUACGCUUGCAGGACUGUGCAACGGCAAGGGAUUGACAGACAGUUUCUACACUACUUGCCAAGUUCUUGCCUUUGCUAAUCAUUUUAAAACUCUGUGUCCUAGGCCUUAGUGAGCAUUUGAGAGAUUACAUGCAUAAAUGCCCGGCCCCCCAGAGUUAUGCCUAUUGCAUAUAUCCAUAGGAUCCCAUCCCAAUUCUUUUAGCAUCUGGCCUACCCUGGAAGCAAGAAGGUAAACGCAAGAAAGAGAAAGGCUCCUAUGCGUUUAGCAAACAAGAUAAAUGCUUUAAGAAACAAGCAAAAAAACCCCAACCCCACAAAAACAAAACCCAAACUUAAAGAGUCUAAAUAUUUAGAGCACAGCUGCAGGAAAAAGAAAGGGUGCUUCACUGUUUCCAUUACAAAUAACACCUGGGUAAAGUGGAAAGAUGAUGACAACAGCUCCCACCGGCACACAGAAGGCUGAGGCAGGCAGCAACGGCAGGUAUCCAGCACCCCAGACCUCCUCCAGGUCCCUCUCCAUGAAUUACCCCCUCGUUCCCUCUAGUAGGUUGCAACACUUCUUUCAGAAGGACAACAGCUAAAUAUAAACUAUAUUUUUGUAUGAUUUACGUUCUUGAAGAUUUUAAAAUAUUUUUAUUGAUGUUUGGAAGCUUUGUUUGGCAAAAUAUUUUAUGUUGUUAGUUCAGCAUUUUUGUUAUCACCUCCAUCCUGCUGGGCCUUCAACCCUUCUCCCACAAAAGACGGAAUGAAAGGAAAAUUAGGAAUUCAGUGUUAGCUCAAAAGCAAAGAAAAUUAGGGCUUGGGCAACAGUUACCUGAUGGAAAUGCAGAACUAUGAUGACUAUAUUUAGGAGGCAUAAACUAACCGGACCUGUGGAGCUCCAGAGCGCUGCUGGAUGAUGUCCUGCAUGAAGCAUGGGCCCGAUUCAGGAGAGGAGCAAACAAGAUCAGCAAGGUUACACGACAUGCCCAAAGAGCCUUCACCGAACGGACUCAGCUAAUUCCCUCCCAGAGGUGCACACCAGAUACCUCCAAAGAACGUGCUUUGAUGGACCACGUGUUGGUUGAGCUCUCACAAGCAAGCGAAGUGAAGCAAGGAACUCCUGCUUCCCAUCCAAGGGCUGAGGUUCAGCAUCACUCUAGGACUGACCAGCUGGCUACGCAAUGUCUGUUACAGAAACUUGCUCUCAAGGGAUGCUUCCAAAUGUGUCUGGCAACACUAGUGGCUCUGUUUUAUUGAACUUCACAGCGUUGGAAAGCAAGAUGCUUUAUAGCAUGGUGAAAACAGUAUCUCAAUGUUGCAAUGCCUCUAGUUUUUAAAUAGCAGCCACCUGCAACACUUCCCUGGGAAGGUUAAUACAUUUUCUUAAACUAGAUCGCAGGCACAUUUUAUAUAAGAAGUGAAAAACUACAUGAGUUGGAUUUCAAAUGUUCCAGUUAGCACUGCUCUGCAUUGCAGAUGGGCUGAAUAUAUUCUAAUUUGUAAAACUGAUGGGACAGUAUUUUCUAAAGCCUUCAAGUGACAAGUACAUCCCCUUGAAAGUUAAAUGUCUUCAAUUUGAAUUCAAGCUACGCCUCAAUUUUGAAAAGUCAUCAGCACAUACAGUUUCAUCAGUAUGCAUUUUUAAUCAAAACAGUGCUGUGCUUUUUGCAAUGUUUUAAGGAUUAAACAUAGAAGCAAAGAGGUAUGACCUAGUGAUAACCACAACGGCCUUACGACCACUUGCUCUAAUCCCAGCUCUGACACUGACUCCAUCUAUGGCUCCAAACAAUUAUUUCACCACUCCCUGCCUCAGUUUCCCUUCCUGAAAAGCGAGGCACGAGCAGGCCACUGUGUAUUCGCAAGUUCUUUGCGGUUUGAAAGUAACGUGCGUAUUCAAGCUGAUCAGUCACUGUCUGAGCUCCUGGAGGCAAACCUGUCCUGGUAUCUGUGCUGCCUCUUCUACCUAGUCCUCGCCUAACUCGGCCAGCCACAGCCCAGCCGACAUACAUCAGCGUUUCCUGAGUAUUAGCUAAAAGAAACUCUGAAAAAACGCACGUGGUAAACAGGCAGCCUCUCCCCCACAGAUUUUUUGUAAUUCUGGGGGUAUUUGUUGAUACUCCAAAGCUGCAGAGCAGAAAAGAUAGUGGCACGUUAGGAAACACGACAGGUAAGCACAGGGAAACACCUUGGGUGAAGGACACUGGGGAGGGAGGGGGACAGAAAAGAUUUUUCCACUUGCAACACCAGUACAUGAGAAAGGCCAAGUUCUGGCCCAGACAUUACAGGCUAAACCCCACUCCAGACAAGCUCAGUUUUUAUACAGAGACAGAAGCCACGUUAAGACAAAGACUGCCUGCCUUAGGCAGUCCGUUCAGCCAUUUUAUUUAUCAGGGGGUUAGGUGACCCACGAAAAAGGAUUUGCAUGUACAAAUGCAGCAUUUGUACCUCGUUCGACUUUAUCUAGGCUACAAAAAUACUACGUAUAAAGCCUAGCCAGAGCCAUGAACAGAAGAAAAAGAUGUGGAAGAAGCCUACUGUAAAGCCAGUUAGAGCUUCCUAAAAUGCAGCACAGGGGUUAAAGGGAAAGGUGUUCAGAGCUGGGGGAGAAAACUUAGAUUUCAACAUCUUAACAGAGUUUACUGGCUUUACACUGUUGCAUUAGGUUGCAAAUCAAUUUCCUGUCUCAUUAAGAAUCCCCUACAUUUAAUUGCUCUGAGCAUUUGCUUUAGAGAUUAACUUACAGGGAUGAGUUAGGCGCAGUGGGUUUUGUUCUCAGCACUCUAAUGGCUCGCUAACGAAAGUAAUCUAAUUUCACAGGGUCCAAUUUACUUGUCAGUAGUAAAAACCAACCCGACAAGGGUGCUGUAAGGAGAAUGCAACAAGGGUGAAAUGUUUUGAGACUCCCAAAUGAGAGGAGCUUUACAGUUCUGAUUUAUUCAUAUUUAACGUAAAAUAAUCGUCUACCUGAUACUAUUGAACUUCCAGACCAAAGAUUGCGCUUCUGGUUUUAGGUGGUCUGGGCUAAACUCGGCAUGCAGCUACGUAAGUUUGAAUAGGGAACUGCCCACGUGUGCAGCAGGACAGAUGAAGUCGCGUGCCCUGAACGGGAAAUGCUCUCGUAUUUUUGCCCAAGGAAUCAGUUGGAUAACGCAGGCAUCACAUUCAGCUAAUGCCUGGGGGGGUCUACAUCCCAUCUGCUCUAAACCUGCAAAGCUAUCCCCCAGCCGCAGAAACCCUCUGCUGUGAAUAUUUUAAUCCAGCUUCAACACACACAAACUGGGCAGUUUUUCUUCUUGGUAACUUUGUUGUACGCUAUUUUUUUAAGAAAUCCAAACAGGAAACAUUGUAAUCAUACUGUACUUACUGUAAUUAUGGUUAUUUAUUGGCUACAGUAGCACACAGUUCAUAAAUAAAGGUCUUCGGAGACUUUAGACAA
This is a messenger RNA of Grus americana (Whooping crane), 8128 nucleotides long. RefSeq names its product contactin 2 (gene CNTN2). The transcript is spliced from 23 exons. NCBI's taxonomy places the organism in Eukaryota, Metazoa, Chordata, Aves, Gruiformes, Gruidae. Gene Ontology annotation, molecular function: cell-cell adhesion mediator activity. Gene Ontology annotation, biological process: brain development; cell-cell adhesion. The record is from RefSeq and is a predicted model, not a curated record. The coding region runs from base 220 to 3330 and encodes 1036 amino acids.